UAGAUCAAUUAUUCUACGAGCCAAUUAAUUUUGUCUCUCGCCUAGCAUCGAAGACUGCAUCAACUUCUCUAACUAUGAUAUGCAGAGCAGUGGCACUUCAACUACAGCCUACAUCGUCCAUAAAAAAUGCGAACCUUACAACUUUGGAAUUUAUAUACAUGUUUCAAGAUAUUAAUUUGCAUGUGCCAAUCAGUGAACACCAGAAGAUAUGGCAACAUCCACAAUUUGACGCGAAUCGAAAAUUAGUGAUUUUAGCUUCCGGCUGGCGAAACACAGUGAAUGAGUCCAAUAGUGUGGGAUUAAUAUCGCAAGCUUUAAUUGAACUUGGAAAUGUUAACGUCGUGGUUGUGGAUGUGGCCAACUUAGUGGACACGUUUUAUAUGUGGUCGGCUCUGAAUACAAAUACGAUUGGCGAUUUAAUUGGUGAGGCUCUGAAGCGAUUGAUAGAACUAGUGCCAGCUCAAUCUAAGGAAAUCCAUCUUAUUGGCCAUUCUAUUGGCGCACAUGUAAUGGGCUCUGCUGGUCGAAAAUUUCUGCAACUUACUGGAAAGUUGUUACCACGCAUCACUGGAUUGGAUCCUGCGAAACCGUGUUUUCGUUUGGACAAUAACAUACACAGUCUAGCGCGUGGCGACGCACUCUUGGUUGACAUAAUACACACGAACGUUGAUACUCUGGGCGUAGGCGAUCCGGUCGGUGAUCUUGACUUUUAUCCCGGAGGAUACAAAGCUAUACAGCCCAGCUGCCAGACUGCCGGCUGCUCGCAUGCCCGUGCCAUUAAAUACUUUGCAGAUAGUGUUUAUUCACGAAAGGAGUGCGUUUAUCUGGGUAGGAAAUGUAAUUCAGUUAAGGAUUUGAGCAAAGUAUCGUGUAAAUCUACCGUUACCUCGACAAUGGGCUAUGUGAUUAAUGAAACGGUGAGAGGUAUUUUAAACGUACAAUUGAGUGGUGCUAGAAAAUGUGAAACAUAG
Drosophila busckii is the source of this 971-nucleotide messenger RNA. Its product is annotated as vitellogenin-1. The transcript is spliced from 4 exons. Lineage: Eukaryota; Metazoa; Arthropoda; Insecta; Diptera; Drosophilidae. Gene Ontology annotation, molecular function: lipase activity. The record is from RefSeq and is a predicted model, not a curated record. The coding region runs from base 75 to 971 and encodes 298 amino acids.